Messenger RNA from Parascedosporium putredinis, 2820 nucleotides. Lineage: Eukaryota; Fungi; Ascomycota; Sordariomycetes; Microascales; Microascaceae. The record is from the annotation of a GenBank genome assembly.
AUGCCCCUCGCAUCAAAAUCGUCCCCUAAACCACCCCCCUUCGCCCCUCCGAAUAUCCCCUUUCCGGAUCACUGGUCCCGGCUUGCAGUUGGUGGGUUCAUCGGGCUCGCCUGCAGUGGGUCUGACGUUUCUCACUCGGUAGCCAGGCUCGUCACCGCCAUUUCAGUGCCCCGCAAGGAGCCGUCGAAGUACGAAGCGGAGCUGGAACUGUUUGAGGACUGCCGGUCGGUCGACCCCGCCAAAAGCGUCCUUUUGCAGUCCGCAUCCUCGGAGCUUCCCGCCAACAUUGCCCUCCUCAUGCAAAGCUGCCCAUUGCAGAUGAACGCGCGGGGGCCCCACGACUGUAUCAGUAUCCGAACCAUGGACUCGACGCAGGUACAAAGGCCUUCGUCAUCGAGCCUAUUCCAGGUAUUCUUGAGGCUUCGGCCGCCACACCACUCGACCGGGACGUCAAACUCGGAGCGGUUUCUUACUGUUGAGCCCUCCGAAUCCGAGGCUCCUCCGACGCACAUCACACUUAAUCCGCCCAACGACCGCCGCAGGGCAAUCGAGAAGUUUGCAUUCACCCAGGUCUUCGAGGAGGAGGCCACGCAGCUCGAUAUUUUCCACUGCACUGGCGUAGCCCCGCUAAUUGAAGGAGUUGUCGCACCUCAUGGCGGGUACGGCACCGACGCGCUGGUUGCCACUCUUGGUGUCACCGGCUCCGGCAAGUCACACACGAUUCUCGGAUCUCGAACCCAACGGGGACUUACCCAGCUCUCCCUCGACGUCAUCUUCCGGUCUCUCGGAAACAACUUGGUCGACCCCAACACGUCGACCUCCCUCGAAGCGACAUUGCAAGCUUCAGAUACAUCUGAAGCAUCCAUCGCAUGCGCCUCGUCCUAUCUAGAGACCAUCUUCUCCGAUCCCCUUGCGCAGUCUACUCGGGGAGGCUCCCGUGCCGCCACCCCCAUGCUUGUAGGAACCCCUUUCCCUCUCCAGCUCGUGUUGAACAUGCCCGAUGGCAGUCCGAAAAGUAUUCGGAUGGUAGAGCGAACUCCUAUCCGGACGUUUCAUUCUCCGAGGAGCCCUAGUCGGGACUCCUUGCUUUACGCAGCAACUCCUACCCCAAAACAGGCGGCAGCCGGACGUCACUACAUGACUCUCACGGCCUCUACCCGCGUAAAGAAAGUUGUCAAGAUUGCUAAAACUGAAGAAAAGGGCGAGCAUUUUGCACCAUCGAUGACCCCUCGACGACCCAUGCAGCUUCCCUCGACACCUUUGGUUCCCGACGUGAGCGGUGUCAACAUUUCGUCGGACCCAUCCUGCGAGUACGCUGUCGUCAUGUCCAUGUAUGAAGUGUACAACGACCGAAUCUUCGAUCUCCUUACCCCCGCGAUCAAGUCGAACGCGACCAAAGAAUACCGUCGCCGACCGCUAAUGUUCAAAUCUACCGAGGCCUCGCCGGACCGAAAAGUUGUUGCGGGCCUCAGAAAGGUCGCGUGCGGUUCUCUUCACGAGGCGCUCAUGGUAUUAGAAGCCGGACUCCACGAGCGACGCGUUGCCGGCACCGGCAGCAAUAGCGUGUCGUCUCGUAGUCACGGCUUCAUCUGCGUCGAGGUGAAGAAGAGGCAACGUAGCUCAAGGCGGCAAUACCCUUGGGGUGGAAAUGCUUUGACUAUAGUCGAUUUGGCAGGUAGUGAAAGAGCUCGUGACGCAAAGACGCAGGGAGCCACGCUCGCAGAGGCGGGAAAGAUUAACGAGAGCCUCAUGUACCUCGGCCAGUGUCUGCAGAUGCAGAGCGACUACGGCAGCUCCAGCAAGCCAAACAUUGUUCCUUUCCGCCAGUGCAAGCUUACCGAACUACUCUUCUCCAACUCCUUCCCCUCCGCUUCGUCACAGGCUCAAGGACACCGCCGAAACCCCCAGAAAGCGGUUAUGAUUGUUACGGCAGAUCCCCUCGGUGACUUUAAUGCCACCUCUCAGAUCCUUCGCUAUAGCGCGCUAGCCCGCGAAGUCACCGUCCCCCGCAUCCCGAGCAUAUUCGCGAAUGCCGCCGCACCUCCUCCCGACGCCCGCCAGCCUCUAUCACCCAAUCUAGGCUCACACCACCGGCCCGCGUUCUUUGGCGGGCCCGGCUCGGGGUCCGGAUCCCACCGGAACAUCUCGCCGGCAAGCUCCCAUCCGGAUGGCGACCGGGCGACGAUGGAACUUGCGGCGCUGGAGAUUGCCCGCCUCACGGAAGAAAUUGACAUCCUGCGGAGCGAGGUAUCGCGGGAGAGCGACGGCCGUCUCGCCGCGGAGGCCCAUCUUUUGAGCAUGGAAGACCGCAUGCUGGAGCUGGAGCAGGUCAUUCGCGAGGAUUGCGUCGCCGAGUUUGAGAAGCGACUCGCGCUCGAAAUGGCGCGUUGGAAGGCGAGCCUGCAGCUCGAGCUAGAACGUGGCGAGGAGCACUGGGACCGCAAGGUCGAGCUCCUCGAGCGCGGGCUCGUCGGCACCGAAGCCGACGAGGAGGAUAAGGAAAACGUCCUCGUCGAGGAUCUUGAGCAGGAGAACGAGCGCUUGCGCCGAGAGAUUGCCGUCCUCAAGAGAGAGCUCAAUGGGAGGAGCCCGAGCAAGCGUGUGCCCCUGCAAGAGAGGGAUGAUGUUCCGCAGUCGGGCGAAUCCCACGAGCGGGAGGCCGGUGUGGAGCGCCUGGGUGCGAGGAUGGAGAAGCUCCGCGUUAGCAACGAGAGCACGGCUAGCGCCGCGUCGAGGAGUUCUCGGAGCGCAAGCCCUACGAAGAAGGUGAGGAGACUGGUGGCCAAGAAGUGGGAGGACGCACCGGAGGCGGCGAUCUAA